AACCACGCACUUUGUUGAAGACGCGUCAAAGAAGUUAGAAAGUCGGCGUUGACUCGCUGUUAUACUUGCACUUCAAAUCCCUCAAAUCACUAUAUUUUAUACGUGAAUAUUGUCAAAGUACCAAUAAUCAAUUUUCAGAACGUGAACCGCUUUGGUGAAGUGUGAAGGAGCAUACACGAUAGAAGAUAGAGACGGUGAACUGGUGAUGGUUGGUAACAAAUGCAAAAGCACCGGGAAUGCACGAAUCGUCCACAAGAUCAUGUCCAAUUGGAACGAAUUUAAAUGACAAAAAUUUGAAAUAAUUUUUAUCAAAACAGGAACACAAAGAAGACAACAAUAAUCGAAAUGACUCUUGAAUUUCAGCCAGUUUCUGAGAUUGGACAAUUGUUGCUAGGUAGUCCAUUCUCCGGAAAUGUUGACGAUAUUCUUGCAAUUGAUUCAAAACUAACUGGCGAUAAAAGUAUCGUGCGUAUCUAUGUACGUCACGGUGCCAAUCUGGUGGCAUUCAAUGUAUCAACUACCAGCACCAGCAGAAGCAGCUCAACGAACCGAAAUAAUCCGACAGGAUGGACUCUACUCUGGAACCACCAGAUUUUCAAAGACGGCCAAAGGACAUCUUAUCCUUUGCGAGCUUACCCUUGGCUAGUCACCGACACCAUGUUGGAUGACGGCAGCGACGGAAUUGUCCUCCGUAACGAAGACGGUCUGGGCUUCUACCGGUUUGAUCCUCAAGAUAAGAACAGAACAUCAACUCAAUCAGGACCACUUCAAGGAUUGACUAGCGAUACCACCUUUCGCGAUUUGUACGGAUGGAAUAACCCAGACCAGUCACUCAUUUUAAUCGGCCGAUUCUAUCGCAAUACUCGGUUGGUUGGAGUCUUGAGUCGCCAAAAGAAAGAACAAGAAUCGGAAACUGUAGUUCAAUUUUAUGCGGCAGCCAAGGAUCGAUUGACGUCACGAAAACCGCAACCGCUUUUCCCCUUACAGAAAAGCAAGAUUUCCACCGACACCCUUACCAGGAUAUCCGGAGCAAUUGAACUGUACACGGCCGAUAUCAAGCGUAACGGACAAGACAGCAUUAUAUUGAGGACGGAAAAUCAAUUGGAAAUGUACACCUUUGAUGAAAAUUUUGCUCUUCCGCAAAUUGCCAAAGUGUCACUUGUAGACGGCCCAUGGACUUCCGGAUUAAAGGAACGAUUCUUCUUUGUCGAUUUGACCGGCCAGCCUUAUCUUGACGUUGUCCAAUUCAAUCGGCACGGACUGUUCGUGUAUCAGCGGAAUAACAAAACCACCUCAGCGGCUGUGAUCCAGGACUACAAUUUCGUCCAUUAUCACGCUGGUUUUACUGAUGCCAACGGCUGGAUACCAGAAUAUGACGAAUCAAUUAAAUUAGUCGACACAAAUGGUGACGGCCGUGAUGACCUCCUCUUUACUGGUCCGAAAGGAUUGACGGUGCUCGGCUUCGAUCCCGUUGCUUUGAUUUGGGAAACUCUUCUGGACCCGAUGUCUCAAAUAGCAAUUCCGCACCGUUUCGCCACUGUAGUUGGAGCUACAAGAUCGGUAACAAAUGGUUUAAAGAAAGAAUCCAUCUUGCUGACAGUUGACGAAAACAAAAAACUUUACAUGGGGAAAUUAUUGGCCAAGAAAAUUCAGCCACCGCCGAAAAAAUCUUCUAACAAAACUAAUCCUGUCAAAAAGACUCCUGCUGUUGACAAGAGCAAGUCUCAGGUAAAGAUGCCGCCGCAAGUGACAAGGACAACUCCGGUUUCGGAGAAGCCUCUGAUGAGAUGGACAGAGCAAUGGGCGGAACCGGUGUCGAUUCCGGACGUUGCCGAUCCCGUAAGCGGUUCCGUGCAUUUCCCGCUACCCGUUUUUGAACCGAGUCACUCCGAUCCUAUUCCGCAUCGAAUUUCGCUAUCGUACAACAGUCAACAAUCCUCCAACUCCAAUCUUGUUGGUUUAGGCUGGACAGUUUCGAUGCCGGAAAAUUACAUUACGGUGGAUUAUCGGGAUAGCAUUUUCCUGGAGGAUGCGGCAUUUUAUUUGAUGGUGGACGGGGUGUCGUUACAACUGAAACUUGUCGUUCCCGAAGGCCAGCAGGGUAGCAGUGAGGUCAAACUUUUUAGCGAGCCUUUUCAGCCUAAAUGGGCAAUCGAAUUCCAUCAAACAGAACAACGAUGGACUGUCGGCACUGAAAAGGAAACAUUAAUUUUUGGAUCCACCGGUAAAGGGGCGAAAGAAGCCAUUCGCUGGAAUCUGAACUGGCCUCUAUGGCGAGGACCUGGAAAAGAUGUGAAAUCCUUGAAACGAGUUCCAGUCGCCUGGUAUUUAAUGAAGCGCCAGGUGAAAGCUACCGGUCGAUCGAUUAUCUAUCAUUACGACAUUGAUUCUGAAGAUUAUAAAAGUUCCGAUCCUGUAUCUAGCUGGACGGCGGCCAUCCGGUUGAAACAGAUCAGCGUCGAAUCAUCAACGACAGUCACAUUUAACUACAAUUUAAAAGGACCUAAGGAAUACAAAUUAUUUGAUCACCCGUUUGAUUCUCGAAAUAACCAGAGCACUUCACUGAUCUUCCCGGUGUCGUUGAGAGAGUCUCAUUUCCUAGCGGGUUGCGACAUUGAAACCGAAGAUUACAAGCAAAGGCUAGAAUUCAAAUAUCAAACGGACGAAAAAGGUAAACGAUUGUUGACCGCCAUCGAGCAGCCGAUACAAGCGGAACUACGUGAAUCCAUUUUUCAGUUCAGUUAUCAAGAAGAGGAUCCAUCAGUUGCGGGACGAUUGCUAAGAGAAAUCCAAUUGCCCAGCGGAUUAAAGGCUCAUUUUCAAUACGACACUGCUCCAGAAAUUGAAAUACCAGAUCCGCAUUCAUCUGUAGCGCAUCCGGUUGAUGAGCGCCCAGCUGUUGACUACAGUCAAGAUUAUGCGGUCAUGGUGUUCCGACAGCGUCAAUUACCCGACAAGAUUCAAGUGAAAAUUCUGGACGCUGAUUCCCUACGAACAUCUGCGGAACUGUCGCCCAUACCAGCAGAAACCCAGGCGGAAGGUAAAGUCGUUUCCUAUGGCGUACGAUCCUUUGAAGACUUUUGCGUCGUCACACUGGAAUAUGAAAAAGUGAAAACACAAAAAAGUUGUUUGUUUCAUCAUAGCAGUGAGAAGGGAGAGAGAAAAUGGUCCAAGGAUCCCACCUGCUAUUGGUUUAAUCCCGAUGCGCAGAUCCAUUUCACCGAGGCAGGUGUCGCCACAAUCAACGGUAAAUCGACAGACGUCAUUCAAAUAUUUCAAUUAUCUCCCAAUCGUUCUAAAUGGACUGAACAUCGUUUGAAAUUACCGUCCGGGCGGGAAGUCGUCCGUUUCGAAAUGCUGGGUCAUUUAAUCGUCGGUUACGACGACAGAAGUCUUUUUAUUUGCCAUCCAGACGGAUCGAAAAGACAAUGGCAGAUGCGCGUGAUUGAAGAAUUGCCCGGCUUGCUGAGCGGUGGAUCGGCCAUUGUCAAAAAAUUCCAAUUGCCAACCGAUCCGGAGAAAAUAUUGAACGACAUUCUCAAAAAAGACCUCUUGCAAUUGUCGAGCAACGCCAUUGCUCUUAGUUCGUUACACCUGAGCAGUCAGCAACAAUUGAUGUUGCAAACUCGUUUGUAUCUGCUGGACGCCACUUACAACGUUGCCCGCCGCAAAGAAUUCAACGUCAAAGGCCAAGAUAUUCUCAAAAUAAGAAGCGAAUUAGACGGUGGUGAUGGUACUAAAUUUACAUUGGGUUAUUACGUUACGAAAAGCGGUUUCUUUCGAGCGAAAGUCGUCAAUGUAUCAGGAAAACUUUUAGCGGACGUUAGAAAAGCUUCGAAAUCCUCUCCCAAAAUGGAAGAUAUUUUGAAAGAAUUGAAUGCGAGAAAAGAUUUUCAAAAGAUAUUUGAUCAGUCCUUCUUGGUCGAUUGGUCCGUACAUCGGACAUUGUUGACUCAAGAGGGAUUUCACGCUGGAAGCGGAACAUUUAUACGAAUGACGGGUGAUGACUGGCAGCUACAGGAAACUAAAAAACAAGAGACGUCCAAAGAAACAAAUAAAAUUCCUCCCAAUUUAAUUCCUUUGGGUAAAUCAUUUGUCUUAGAAGAUUUGGUUACCGACGACAAAGAAAAGGAAUCGAAAACUUCAAGGAACUUUACGCUCUACGCACAGGAUCCUAUGAAACCAAAUCAUAAAAUUGGCCCGCUACUGCACCGGUUAGAAAUUAGUCCUCAGGAUCGGGUCGUCAAUCGUCAUCCAGUGUACUUGGCCUAUGGAACGCGAGAUAACAGUACGGAAGUCGUCCUCUUUUCGGAAGGAGGACUCAAAUUUGGAAAAGUUCAAACUUUCCCGAACGAAGAGCUCUUGAGUGAAAGCAGCUCUUAUGAACGGAUGACAACACUGGCCAUUAAAUCCAAUCGAGACACUUCAACUCCGGAGAAGAUGAAAUUCUUGGCGCGAUCCUUGCGUUCAAUCAACCCCAAUAUGUACAAGCCCGUCAAACGGAGCACUGUUAAUCAAGUAAAGCUGAGCAACAGUGAUGCUAGUCUGACGCGCAUGACUGGCUAUCAGUGGAAAAAUAACGCCAAGGGUAACGUGACUGUAACAAUCAUCCCCGGAAACGAUCAGAAAUUGGCCGGAUGGAUCCAGCAAACCUGGACAAACGACGGAGGCCCUUCCGGUUGGAAUCGAACUGGAAUAGAAUUGUUUGACGCAGACAAAAAUUCAGUUAAAAAUGAAAAGAAAACCCAGAACGAAUCUGAAGAUCAAUCGAAGACGAGCAACAGCGUUUUGUGGGACAACAAAAAGGAGCGGAUUGUCAGCGAUUUCACACCAUUUAAUUUAACCGAUCAAAUGGUGUCCUACUUUGGAUUUGAAUCUUAUGAAGUCAACUCCCGUUGGGUAUAUUUUGAACCCAACGUGGUGAAAAGAGGAUUUGCGCUUACUGGGGCCAACUUCUUACGGUUAACCGACGACCAGCCGCUGCUAGAAGGAACGUUCCACCCGACUAUUCAACAAUCAACGUAUCUUGCGUCUUGCUGGGUUCGCCCAUCUGACGGAGUGGCCAGUACGACUGAAGUGGAUAAAAUCACGGGCCAUUUGAAAGCCACCAUCAGCGUUAAAGAAACGCACGAAGAAAUUGUUGGCCUGUUGGGACGAAUCAUGCGCAAGGUCGGUGAUUGGUCCUACAUUGAAUUACUGAUCGAUUUCGAUAUUGUCAAGCGUCUUUUUAUCGACAGUAUAGUCGAUAACAGUGGAAAAAAUGCAACAACAAUACCUCAGUUCACCAUCACAUUAAAGGUUGAUGCCAAACAAGACGGCCGGACAUCCGGCCUUGAUGUGGAUCACGUGAGAUUCACACCAAUGGUGCACGACUUUAAAGCGACAGUUUACGACUCAGAUAACGGCCGACCCAUCUCCGUGAUUGGCUCUAGUGGUUCCAUCAGUCGAACCGUUUGCUACCGUGGCCGUGAAAUGGCAAUUGUAACGGACGUGACUGUCAGUGGACAGCAACAACUGGAGCAAGUGGCAACAUCUAGUUACACCGGUCGUUUAAUCCCCACGCCAAAUGGAUCAAUCGUCACCGGAGCUAAACGGAGUCGCACCGUUUUCUAUCCGGAGAAUGGCGGACUGUACGAAAUUUUCGACUCUUACGCUUGGCGGAACCGCUGGAAUGAUUCAUCUAAUGAUUCGUCGGUCUGGACGACAGCUCCGGCUCGACUGUGGCACAAUCAUCAACAAUCUCAUCAACUCCUCAGUGUUGAUCCUUCCAUUCUGUUUGGUGCGGAAUCGUCGUCGGCAGCUAUCCGCUGUUAUUAUUCGCUGAUUUCUCCGACCUCAUCCAUGACGUGGAAAAUGGCAGGUGGACAAGUUCAAUUUGCCCGAAAAUCUCCAAAGACAUCCAGUACAUUGACGUUUCAAGUCCAGCCGGACGCACCCCACACCACCGUGACCGAUUUACCCAAUAGCGGCGAAAUUAUUAUGAUGACCGAAGGAGGUCGUUUCUUCAUCUGGAUCGACAGUGUCCUUCUUCUAGACCGUCUAGUUGCUUCUUUAUCCGCUAAAAAUCCAUGGACUUUUUUCGCUUUUGAGGCUCAAGGAAACACCUUCGUCGAGGAUUGCAUUUUCAUGGGAAAUCCACGUACCGAGAUGGAAUACAUGAACGAAUGGGGCGAGAAGAUGCAAACAAUCCAGUUGGAGUCGGAUAGAUCCGUCCUUGUGUCGCAGACUCUUUACGACGCGUUAGGUCGGUCCGCUAUAACGUCAAAAAUAACAAGAAUCACAAUGGAUGACCGGAAGCCCGGAAGUGCGCUGUUGGCAUAUUACUCUGAUUUUGUCAGCGGACCCAUCGAUCCGGCUAAUCCACUUUCAGUUUGGCAAACCCAUCGUCUUCAAGGUGAAGUAGAUCGUUUGAAUCCAUUUGACGGAGGAGUCCCUUACUCUCGCACAGAAUAUGAAACUAAUCCGCUGAAUGAAAAACGAGUGGAAGGGCAGCCUGGCCUGGAUUUCACCGUCAAUGGACGAUACGCCAAGAAAUUCCGGACAUGGGUGAGCAAUAAAGAUAAAAUUGAUGUCAUCGACAAUCAUUUCCCGACGAGUAAAGGCUUCCGGCAUAAAAUGGAAGAAAUGCCGAAUGGAACUAAAAGGGUUGCCGUCUUUGAUAGUCAAGAAAACAGAGUGGCUCUUUACAUCUACGUGCCUGGUUACAACCACCUGCUGAGCACUUACGAAUACAAUUCCAAAAAUCAGCUGAUAAAAAUCCUUCCGCCCAUUUAUCACGAUCGUGCUGAUACGUUUUUGAAAUCCGGUCCUUUAUGGCCUAUGACGAAUACGGAAAUGAGCGGUCAGCAACUGUCACCGGAUGAGAUUAAUUGGCAGAAAACUAUGGGCACUUAUAUGACGUACGACAAUGCCGGUCGACUUAGUUGGAAAACGACGCCGGAUACUGGUACUUUUGAGUACUAUUACAAUCGAGCCGGACAAAUCCGUUUACAGGUACACUUCAGUUCAGAAGAAUCCGACGAAAUCGACAGCGUUGUCUUUUAUGAAUACGACAAUGGCGAAAAAUCUGUCAGCCGGACAGGAUUUUUGGAGCAGAUGCCAAUGUCUCGCGAAAAAUUCCAAAAAUCUUUAGCCGAGGGAACGCUAGCAAACGUCAAAGAUUACCAAUUGAUUGAUCGAACAGAAGCGGAAGAACGACAUUAUGAUCUUUCCUUCUCGAGAGGUGAACGUAACGCCACCUUUGUGACGCACAAUAUCGAUUACAAUGUAGUGGAAGAGAUGCGCUGGGACGAACAAGACCGUCUCCUGAAAUCCAGACGAAUCGUAUCCGAUGAGCAGUUCGAUUCAGAAGUCCACAGGACCUACUAUUCACACAGUAAUAGAUUACGGACUAUUCAAUAUCCAUCAGUCAAUGGCGACAAUAAUCUGGCCAUCAAACUGGAACAUCAUUACAAUAAACUUGGACAACUGACCGGAUUGAGUUUGGAUGGCCAGUUUGGUGAAAUUGUUCGUUUCAGUUACCACGGAAGUGGGCAAUUGGCCAGUGAAUACGUUCUACCUGGAAGCCAACACAAUUUCAAUCGAACUUUUAAUUACAAUUCACCUGGCUUCCUAGAACAGAUUUCUGAUCCUUUCCUUACAGAAUUGGUGUCAUACACGGACGGUGGUUACGGCCGAGGCGGAUCAGGUGAUGGAUAUGUUACGCAGACUACAUUUAACGCUACGUGGUCACCCAACGCGGACUGGCGUUGGUUUCAAGUGUCUGAUAAUUCAAAACUCUUAUUAAAUACCAGCACCUCUACAGGCGAAGUUUGUCUUAAUGCUCUUAAAAGAAAUGGUUACAUGACCAAAACAGGGCGACCUCUCAAAGACUAUUACCCAAUUAUUGACAAACAGAAUAAAUCAUGGAUGCCCUUGAUUUGCGGAGGACGAACUGGCCAACAACUGGCCAAAGUUUUGGCUCAAAAGCGGAUGCCUCGAGUCUAUGGCCACCGAUAUUCUUACGGAAACCACCGGGAACUUGUCAAAGCCAAAUAUUUUACAGAAGAGACUGAAAAGGUAGCCGUUCCGUUCCAGCCAGACACAUUGGCUGAACUGACGGUUCUGAGCAAGCAACAAUCACGUGACAUUUGGAAGAAACUGGAAGAAGCUGGAUUCAUCUUUACAGAUCAGCGGAAAUCCGACUGGUCGACAGCCGUUGCCAACCCAGGCGUAACAUCUUUGGUGAAAAGUCAAGAAUUAAACACUCGUCUUGUUGCGGCAGUUGCUAAUUCCACUCAAAAUGACGUCACACCUUACCGAUAUCUCAUCGAAAAGAUGAUUUUGAACGACAUCGGUCAAAAGCGGAAUGAAAUACAAAAAUUGGAAGACUUUGAGAAAAUAUUUAUCCAGUGGAAAGGCUUCGACGAUGGAUUACUGACCUCAGGAAUCGAUCAAAUUAAGCAGACAGCUGAUUUAAUCCACCGCAAUGUUCUGGGACAAGUUAAAGACAACUCGGAAUGGUUAGAUGCAAAACUGAUGGAAAUCUUUCGUCCGGUUCAGUAUUCAAAACACUUGGCCGAUUUCAUCCGCAUCCUGAACCAGCAUUUUACUUACGGUUUGGGUCAGCAUCCGUUUGAUGUAGCCUCGUAUGACAUCGACGCCAAUGGGAACCACCGUAAAUUCUACACGGGUUUCAAUCGCUACGAAUUUUUUUACGGUGACGACAAAGCAAAUCAGAUCCGGUCUGUCAAAGUGGAAGGACCGGGUCAACUCGACGAUAAGGAAGCGAAGAAAGCGAUGCUUCACGAUACCCGUGGAAACGUCAUCCAAGCGCUUCACAAAGGCAUCGACCGGAUCGAGUACAACAGUGCAUCGAUGAGAACAAAUGCCAUUUAUCUGAAAGAUGGGCGAACGGUUCGAUUCGCCUAUGACGCCCACGGUGAAAGAAUUCAGAAGCGACUGAUGGCCAAAGAUGGCAGUCUGAUACAGGAAACACGUUAUGUUCGUGACACAGAAGGUAAAGUUCUUUUCGAUCGACGAACUACUUAUUCCUCGACGAGUUCGUCGUUACUUCCGGAACUGAAAGAUGCAGCGGCUGUAGUCGUGUCCACGUCUUACAUUUACGGCCCUCGCGGACUCCUCGGCUUCGUUCGCAACGGCGCUUUCCACAGCGUGUGGACUGAUCACAUCGGCUCGAUCCGGUUGGUCUUACGAGAUGGCCAAGUGGUGGCCGCUUACGAUUAUCUUCCUUACGGCCAAUUAAUGCGCUCCCACUGUAGUGAUCCGGCGGCUGAAAUUUUCUAUCGUUACACCGGGCAAGAAUGGGACGAAGAAACGGGACUUUACAACUACCACGCCCGACUCUACGAUCCGGAUAUUGGGCGGUUCUAUCAACCGGAUCCUCGUGAACAAUACUUUAGCCCAUACAAAUACGUGGGCAAUUCGCCAGUCUCACUGGUAGAUCCUGAUGGAGAAUUUGCUCUCACAACGUUGUUGGUCGCUGGUGCUUUGGCGUUAGCUGGUGCUUAUAUUGGAGGAGCAUCCGCCAACAAACGUUGGAAUCCGCGAAAAUGGAAUUGGAGGAGUAAGAAAACUUGGAUGGGCAUUGCUGGCGGUGCGCUUGCUGGAGCCACGCUCCCUUAUGCCGCAGCUUCGGCUGCUGCUGCUAUCGGAGUUUCGAAAGCAAUAGCUGUUGGUGCUGCAGCCGCAUACGUCUCGGGGGCUGCCCAAAACAAGAGUUGGAAUGUCGCCAAGUGGAAUUGGAAGGAUCCGAGUACGUAUAAUGCACUUUUUACAGGAGCUGCUACCGGAUUGGGCAUUGUCGGAUCAGUAGCAGGCGCUCAUCAGUUGGCCAACACGUUCGGAUCGGUUGGCAAAAAUCUGCUUUUAGGUUCAACUUAUGGCCUAGCAGGUGGCAUGGCUUACCACAAGGGUAGAGAAGAAAAUGACGGCAAAUGGGCUCCAUGGAAGUGGGAUUGGAAAAAUCCUGGCACUUACAAUGCGCUAAUGGAAGGCGUUGACAGCGGCAUCAGUUGGCCUACUGAUUUGACCGAAUUGGGUACGGGAUUGUUCAAAAUGGCCAAAAAUACUCCGAGAAGUUUAGGUGCGAUUGUUCCUAUGUUGGACAAUUUGAAAUUGAAGAAUUUAAAAUCAACGUUCGCAAGUAUAUAUAACGGGCCGAUUGGUCAAGCUGCAUCAAUUGGUCUCACAGCUUAUAUGAUGAUGAAUGAAGUCGACGACGAUUUCGAACCUAGCGGCGGGAGUCGCUCAUCCUUUGCUACGUACGAAACAUUUCUUAAUGGCCUAUCUUUUAGCAAGACUGGUCGAAACAUGAUGAGAGCGAGCGCAAGGCAGCAACCGCAGCCGACUUAUAACUAUAAAUUUGACGCGGGAAAUUUUGAAAAUUCAAACGAGUUGAAACUCACCACUGAAAAGAUGGAGAUCGUCAUUGGCCAGGCGUUUGAUAUCAUCCGGAAAGAUAUUUUGAAGUCUUCCUUGGGAAAUCUUCAAAGACCUGCAGACAAAAAACUUUUAGAGAUUCAGAAGACACGCUCAUUAGUUCUGCCAAAGGACAAAUUGGGCCUUCAGUUUUCAAUCAAACAUCAGCAGAGCACUAAGAAACCACAAGAAUUACCCAAGACACCGGUUGCAUCGCAUCGCCUGGUGGCCAUGGAAGAUGUCAAAAGUCGAAUCAGAAAUCGACAAAACGAAGUUUUUACAGACAGAGAGAUUGGGUCGAGCGGUUGUCGUUCGGGAUUGGGAAAUCCUCGUCCUAAAUCGGAAACAUCAAUGGCAACCGUUUGUCGAGUUCCAGUCCCCGACACAGGAAAAUUAAGUCAGCUCAAAGACGAUCCUGUUGGUUUGAUGAAAGAGACGGCCGUUGGCACCUUUUCAAUUAAAGGGGUGGUUCCUAAAGAUGGGCGUGCAAGUUUCGAAUUAAUUCAUGCCGAUGGGCCUGGCUACUAUUUGACGGUGUCUAAAAAUCCUUCCGCAAUUUCCGGCUACUGGUUAGUUCCGGAAGGCGGCCAGAACGAUGGAAAAAUCCGCAUCAAUCCUGUGGGUGAAACUCGGCACAUUUUCACCAGUGAAAUGCAAGGAAAUUCUAUUUACAUCAAAUACGACAAAACAAAAUCUGAAAUGGAAGUCUAUCAUCACAAUCGAAAACGUCCAAACGCCAUUUAUCUCAACAACAACCCAAAAACGACUCUGAAAAUUAAACGGACAACCGACAGAGGUGGCGAUUACGUCAACGAAUCUGGCCAGACAAUCCCAGAGCUGACUGGUGCAAAAGAAUUAUUCGACGCCAAAGGAAAAGUCAUAGACCCUAAAGGUGGUGUUAUUAUUCCGUUGGAGAAUAUUUACCGCAAAGAUGCAAAAGGCGCUUUGCAGAUGGUUAAAGGAUUGAAGGGAAAAAAUAUGGAAGAUUUAAUCAAAGAAAAUAAAGCAAUUAAACAAAAAGAAGACAUUUUGGCAAAAGAAUACGACACUAUCGUGACACAAAAAGAUUACCUCGGCUUCCCGUUCAUCUGGCCCCUGUUGACUGCUAACAAACAAUAUCCCCAAAUCUCCGCAACGUUGCUGCUAUUCCGUGACGAUUAUUUCAAGUGGCAUGUCGUUUCUCAGAAAAUUCAACAUCCACAAACAUCAGCUAACGCCACCAUAGAGUCGGCAAAGGAACAAUUUAAAAUACCUUUCCAAUUGCAGGAGUUGACGUCUUUGCCGUUUCCAAUCGGACCCUUAAUGUAUACAAAUGCGCUAAAUAUCUCCCAGGCUUCUCUGGCUGUAGAGAUGAAGCCAUCCUUGCAUGAUCGUAUAAAGACAACGGCGGAUAUUCGCGAUUUGGACAUGGGAAAUUCUACCAAAGGGAGAUCACGACGCUCCACCUUGAUGGUAGAAAACAGCAAUACAAAUUAUAACUACAAAUGUCAAUUGAAGAAUGAGGAUGAUAGUCACCAUAACAAUUAUUUCAAUCAAACGGAUGAUAUCCUUCAGUCUCCUAUAAAUGUGGCCUCUAGCGCAACUCGCCCUGGCAGCUGGAUCGAUUUCUUUUCUCAUUUGACCGGCCGUCAAGUUCUCUCAUCCAUGGCUUCAGCCGUCUUACUUGAUUCAAUUCUCGAAUUUAUGUCUCUACCUGAUGAUAGAACUGAAAGCAGCCAUCAGCAAUUUGACGAAGUACCAAUAGUAGAACUAUCAUCACAACUUUACUCUGGCCGAAAAGAUUACCGUGACGCGGUGAUGGGAAAUUGUUAUUCCUUUUCAUCGGAUACUGACUGCUUUGAUGACACCAUUGUUUGUUACGGCCAUCGGGGACAGACAAAAGUGUUUUCCCAUUCACCGUCGAUCGACACUUGUCCUCCUCCGUUGCAACAGGAUCAAGACACUUACCGCGACUGCCGACCGAUCGAGUGGCACGGCCAACCAUCAGUGACCUGUCGUGGCGACGAAACCACUUUCAUUCACACCCCGUACAACACGAAUUCGGCGGCUGCUAAUUUCUUCCGUGCCGUCGACAGUUGGCUGAUUUUAGCUUACGUCACACCAGGAAUUUACAGAGAAACGGUUAAGUUUGUCAGACACGUUAAAAAUGUUUGGACAAACAAAGGAAGAAUCAGUGUCCCUAUCAGCGAUGAAGAUAAGGAAUCGUGGAAACACCAACUGGAAUUACUGGAGAAACUCUUAGCUGAACAACAGAUGCGACAGCCGAAACAAGUCACUUGGGCGUUGCCCUUGAUUGAGGAAUUGCGUCAACAGAUUGGUUUGUUAUGCAAAAAAGACAAUGCUGAAACCAUGGACGAUAUCCGAGCAGUCAAGACGAUGACGGAAAGGCUAACGGCACUCGUGGAAGAUGUGGAAGAAACAGCCGAAGAGCAUAUUACGGAAGAGGACGACGAAGAAAUCUUUUACGAUUGCAUGGAAGAGUUCCCAUCUGCAGACGGGCCUGUAUUUGAUGAGGCCAUAAACCAUGCAGAGUUGAUUUCGACUCGGUUAUAUCAUUUGGUAUUUCAUGCCGAUGAGUUUUUAUUACAAUGGAAACAAAGUAUAUCGGAGUUUUAGAUGUGGAUGCAACUAUAUACUUUCUUCUCAUGUAUUGACCUAUUAUUGUUGUUGGAAUAGACUCAUUUUUAUUGUUGGUGAAAAUAAAAUAGUGGUAUAUUGAG
Molecule: messenger RNA, 13139 nt
Organism: Daphnia pulex (common water flea)
Lineage: Eukaryota; Metazoa; Arthropoda; Branchiopoda; Diplostraca; Daphniidae
Exons: 3
Coding region: 346-13035 (4229 amino acids)
Source: RefSeq, a predicted model, not a curated record